Messenger RNA from Aspergillus aculeatinus CBS 121060, 421 nucleotides. RefSeq lists its product as uncharacterized. The transcript has a single exon. The record is from RefSeq and is a predicted model, not a curated record. Lineage: Eukaryota; Fungi; Ascomycota; Eurotiomycetes; Eurotiales; Aspergillaceae. The coding region runs from base 107 to 358 and encodes 83 amino acids.
AGGGCCACACUUCAACCGAGCCUUGUAGGUACAGUGUACAGUGUACAGUGUACAGUAUGCAGUUAUUUUUCUUACUUGUUAGUGAAAAUGAUUAUUCGAUUCUUGAAUGGAGAUGAGUGAUUUCAGAUCGCUGAUCUUGGCAGCCAGCCAGUAUUGUCGAAGCUCCCGGUUUCUUGCUCUUGUUCGGCAUGACUUUGCCGAGAACUGCCCAGGUGGGCUCUGCACUAAGAACGGUUGUUGUGCCGUAAUGCCGAGCUUAUGCAAGAGCGAGAUGUCAUUCUCAUUCAUUCAUCUCUUUGCGGUAAUAAUAAUGAUUCCUGUCGAUUGCCUCGAUUGCCUUGAGUUACUGUCAUGGUGACAGCCACCCACGUUCACAGACAAGCAAGAUUGUUUCCUGGGCCUGGCCUCAAUCACGCCGAGA